AAUGCAUGUUGAUACGCGUCGGGGAGCGAUUGAAAAGGAGGGGCGGUCAUGGGACUGUGAAGCAAGCACGAGUCAUGCAAGUCCACGACACCGCCGGGUCACCGUAUCACUGUCCGAACCAGCCAGGCUAGAGAGAGAGAGAGAGAGAAAAAGAAAGUGAGUGAGAGACGACUUCGCGAUGUCUUCAAGUGUCGUGCAUGCAUUUUAUGCAUCUGUUUGCUUUGCAUGCAUACACACACACGCUUAAUCUCUGCUCUCUCUCUCUCUCUCUCUCUCUCUAUCUGUCUCUGUUGGGCUCCGCCCCCGAAAUUAGACUACGCUGCCGUUACGCCUCUCUCCGUCGCCGGAACCACCCUCUCCCCGAGCCCCCGCCGCUUCUCCAGGCGAGAUUUCCUCCAAGAUUCAAUCUUUGUUCGACGAACAGCAGAGGGGAGGGAGCUAUGGCGGAGCAGGGAUGGGGUGAGGUUUAUGGUGUUGACUGACGACGGGAGACCCAUCCGAGAUUUAUUUCGUCUAGCAGGUUGGGACAGGGAAUUGAUUUAGUUGAAUGGGGUCGAUGAUUUGCAUGAACGCCCUAUGCCGGGCGACGACCUCGCCGGAGUGGAAGAGAGGCUGGGCUCUGCGAUCUGGUGGAUUCGCCAAUCUCUGUUGCGACUGCGGAUCUGCAUAUGAGAAUUUAGUUUUCUGUGAUAUGUUCCAUCUGGAGGAAUCUGGUUGGAGGGAAUGCAAGUUAUGCAGCAAGCGUCUCCAUUGUGGAUGUGUGGCUUCAAAGUCACUUGUGGAGCUCCUGGACUCUGGGGGUGUUGGGUGUAUUAAAUGUGCAAAUAACUAUACCAGGGAUGCGGGACUUCUCUCGGUAAGACCAUUUCAGAGUGAUGAAUUUCCCAGUGAGCUUGGUAGAUCAAUAGAUGGUAUCAAUGAUCUACGAUCUACUUUCGUUGAAAAUAGAAGUGAUGAUAAUGGUGUUGACAAAGGGAAGCUCAUUCGUUUUGGGAAGUUUAUGGAGACCAGUGAGCCCAAUCACGUAGCUCCACAGCAGAGAGUUGAUCCAAAUGCAUCUCUCCAGCUAAUUAAGCGAGAAGAAAUCACACAUUCUACCCGGGAAGUUUGCACAGGCUUUCCAGAUCUGACGCAAUUAUCUGUUGGAUCAUCUAAAUUUGCAAUAUCAGACAACAAGAUGCAUGCAUUGCCAGUGGCUCAACCAUCCUUGAAUAUGUCUCUGAGUGCUCCUUUGGGGUCUCCAAAAUUUGUAACACCUGUUCCUGCUGGUGUUACUGAAGGAAGAGAACAAAGCAAAGCACCUUCUUCCUUUCAACAAGGACAAAAGCCACGCCCUAUCUUGCCCAAGCCCUCAAAAGCUGGUCAAACAAUAGGUUCAGAUUCAAAUAAAGUGUUGGUUCCUCAAAUGCGUGUUGCAAGGCCACCUGCUGAGGGGCGGGGCCGGAAUCAGUUGCUUCCCCGUUACUGGCCAAGGAUCACGGACCAAGAAUUGCAGCAAUUAUCUGGAGACUUGAAUUCCACUAUCGUGCCAUUAUUCGAGAAGGUCCUGAGUGCCAGUGAUGCUGGUCGAAUUGGCCGGCUGGUCCUCCCAAAAGCAUGUGCUGAAGCAUAUUUCCCUCCUAUUUCUCAAUCAGAAGGGCUUCCGUUAAGGAUUCAGGAUGUAAAGGGGAAAGAAUGGACAUUUCAGUUCAGAUUUUGGCCCAAUAAUAACAGCCGGAUGUAUGUUUUAGAGGGUGUAACCCCUUGCAUACAGUCCAUGCAAUUACAAGCUGGUGAUACUGUAACAUUUAGCCGGAUAGAUCCAGGAGGCAAACUUGUUAUGGGGUUUCGGAAAGCAUCAAUCUCCGUUGAUACACAGGAUGCCCAAACAUCUGCACUUCCUAAUGCUGUUUCUUCUGGAGAAUCAGUUCUCCCUGGUGAUGGAGAAAACCUGACUACUGGAAAUGGUUUGUCUGGCCUUUUCCAAUCACUGAAGGGAAGCAAGGAUCCUCACUUAAAUGCUCUGUCUGAACGAUUAACUUCAACUGAUGGAAAUAUUAAUUGGCUUAAGAAUGAGAAGCACGGAGGCAAAGCAAGCAAGGAAUCCUCGCAGCAACUUAUGCUUGUUCCUGAGAAGAAGAGGUCUCGAAACAUUGGUUCCAAAAAUAAGAGAUUGCUGAUGCAUAGUGAAGAUGCACUGGCACUGAGAGUUACAUGGGAAGAAGCACAGGACUUGCUUCGUCCACCCCCAUGUGUCAAGCCAAGCGUUGUCUUGAUUGAGGACCAAGAAUUUGAAGAAUAUGACGAACCCCCAGUUUUUGGAAAGAGGACCAUUUUUACAACUGGCUUAUCUGGGGAACAGGAACAAUGGGCUCAAUGUGAUAUCUGCUCCAAAUGGCGAAGGUUGCCUGUAGAUGCUCUGCUCCCUACAAAGUGGACAUGCUCAGAAAAUGUUUGGGAUUCAAACAGGUGUUCGUGUUCUACACCUCAAGAUACCAGACCAAAGGAGCUGGAAAAUCUUUUUGGAGUGGGGGAAGAUCUUAAGAAGCGAAGAACCAUGGAAAACCACAAGCCAGCAUUAGCCCAAGAAUGCGAGCCUUCUGGCUUAGAUGCACUGGCCACUGCUGCAGUUCUUGGAGACUCUGCAGAGAACUUGGGUGACCCAUCAGUUGGAGCGACCACCAAACAUCCCAGGCACCGCUCUGGCUGCACCUGCAUCGUCUGCAUCCAACCCCCAAGUGGGAAGGGGAAACACAAGUCCACAUGCACGUGUAACGUGUGCAUGACUGUGAAACGCAGAUUCAAAACCUUGAUGAUGCGGAAAAAAAUUCGACAAUCGGAACGGGAAGCUGAGAUGGCCCAGAUCAAGAAGCCCCAGACAAAAGAUGAAUUAGAAACAAAUGGCAUAUUAACAAAUGGAACAUCGAGACAUGCAGCAUCGGAUAUGAAUCAAAAUCACUCCGAGAAUGGAAUGAGUCAAGGAAAAAUCCAAACUCUGGAGGCAGCUGAGGCCAGCAGUGCUGGACAAAUAGAUUUGAACAGUCAUCCUUACCGGGAGGAUGAUAUGCAGAUAGAGGCAGCAGCAGGAGUGCUGAGCAUGACCAGCCUUGUUCAAGCAGCAAGCCUUCCAUUGGAGAUGUAUUUGAAGCAGCAUGGGCUGACAAGCUUGAUGAGGGAGAAGCAGGCAACCUUGGGGUGCUCUAAUUUGCUCACACAAGGCGGAGGAGAGAGUGAGGGGCACAUGGGUGAUGAAGGAUCCCUUGGGUCGUUGGUUUGGGAGGGUGAAGGGAGAGGGGAGAGCAGAGUUGAUGAAGAGAGCUGUGAACCUGAUUUGGACUGAAAGAAUCAUAAUAGCAACCUCAUUUCACCUCCCUCUUCCAAAACAUAAUUUUUUUGUUCUUUUGUUUCGUUGGUACCAUAUGUAAAUCUUAAAAGUUCCCGAAUGCACUCUUGUUUAUUCAUUAAUUUAAUUUUUUUAAACCUC
This is a messenger RNA of Malania oleifera, 3463 nucleotides long. RefSeq names its product B3 domain-containing transcription repressor VAL1-like. The coding region runs from base 548 to 3319 and encodes 923 amino acids. Gene Ontology annotation, molecular function: DNA binding; zinc ion binding. The transcript has 13 exons. The record is from RefSeq and is a predicted model, not a curated record. NCBI's taxonomy places the organism in Eukaryota, Viridiplantae, Streptophyta, Magnoliopsida, Santalales, Ximeniaceae.